Messenger RNA from Sciurus carolinensis (gray squirrel), 1044 nucleotides. RefSeq names its product trace amine-associated receptor 4. Bases 1 to 1044 code for a protein of 347 amino acids. Gene Ontology annotation, biological process: chemosensory behavior; G protein-coupled receptor signaling pathway; behavioral fear response. Gene Ontology annotation, molecular function: 2-phenylethylamine receptor activity; trace-amine receptor activity. Gene Ontology annotation, cellular component: membrane. The transcript has a single exon. Lineage: Eukaryota; Metazoa; Chordata; Mammalia; Rodentia; Sciuridae. The record is from RefSeq and is a predicted model, not a curated record.
AUGAAUUCACCUGACUCUUGGAAUCCUCCAGAAGUACAAUUUUGCUUUGCUUUCAUUAAUAAUUCAUGCCCUAGGAAUGAGAGGUCCAUGCCCAUUGUCUGUGCCAUGUAUGUGGUCAUGGUCAGUGCUAUCGUGCUGACCAUGCUGGGCAACAUGGUGGUGGUCAUUUCCAUCGCUCACUUCAAGCAGCUCCAUUCCCCCACCAACUUCCUGAUCCUCUCCAUGGCCACCACUGACUUUCUACUAAGUUGUGUGGUCAUGCCCUUCAGUAUGAUCAGGUCCAUCGAGUCCUGCUGGUACUUUGGAGACCUCUUUUGCAAAGUCCACAGCUGCUUCGACAUCAUGCUCUGCACUACCUCCAUUUUCCACCUCUGCUUCAUCUCAGUUGAUCGCUACUAUGCUGUUUGUGAUCCUUUGCACUAUGUCACCAAAAUCACAAUGCCUGUUAUAGAGGUCUUUCUACUUAUCAGCUGGUCCAUUCCCAUAUUUUUUGCCUUUGGCCUGGUAUUCUCAGAAUUAAACAUAAUUGGCACAGAAGAUUUUGUUGCUGCAGUCAACUGUACGGGUUUGUGUGUGUUGAUAUUUAACAAGCUCUGGGGGGUGCUGGCCUCCUGUAUAGCUUUCUUUUUCCCUGGCACAGUCAUGGUGGGGAUUUAUAUACACAUUUUUACAGUAGCCAGGAAGCAUGCUAAGCAGAUUGGCAUGGGUCCUAGGAUGAAAGAGGCUGGCUCAGAAAGCAAGACAAAGGCAACCUCCAAAAAGGAAAGCAAGGCCACCCGGACGUUAAGCAUCGUCAUGGGAGUGUUUGUGUUGUGCUGGCUGCCCUUUUUUGUCCUAACAAUCACGGACCCUUUCAUUAAUUUUACAACCCCUGAAGAUUUGUACAAUGUCUUCCUCUGGCUGGGGUAUUUCAAUUCCACUUUCAAUCCCAUUAUAUAUGGCAUGUUUUAUCCUUGGUUUCGCAAGGCAUUGAGGAUGAUAGUCACAGGAAUGAUCUUCCGCCCCAACUCUUCCACCCUAAGCCUGUUUCCAUCUCAUUCUUAG